UUUCUACGAUUCAUCGUGUGUGUUGCUGAGAGCGUGCCCAGAAACAUAUGCCUCCUUUGUUAUCCAGGCCUGAGUGUGAUGAGGGAACAAAAGAAAAAGCUUGAAGUGGCAGAGGGAUUCUAGGCCCUGAACGCCAAUGGCACUGCUCUUCUUGGUGUAGCUGAAGGAAAAUGAUGGAAGAGAGUGGAAUAGAGACGACUCCACCCGGCACUCCCCCACCAAACACAGCAGGGGCUGCUGCUGCCUCAGUUGCUACCAGCACACCUGUCUCAUUAGCUUUAUCCAGUCCCCUCAUUUCAUCAAAUAUAUCCUCUCUCCCAUCUUUGCCUCCUGCAACAUUCUCCAUGCUCAACCCCCACCCUGUGCCUUCACAUCCUCCUAUGAUGUCUUCAGCUCCUUUGCCAUUUGUGCCUUCUACAGUGGUUUCUACUCUUGCUCCAUCUUUAACUUCUGUUCCACCUCCGAUUACUCCUUCAGCUGCUGCAACUUAUAGUAGCUCCAUGUCUAAUUUCUCAGCACCCCCUCCACUAUCUGGCACUCCAGGCUCCAGCCUUUCCGCACCUCCUGUGGGUCCCCCCAUUUCAGGAUUUUCUGCUACUUCAACAUAUGAUAUUACCAGAGGUCAUGCUGGGCGAGCCCCACAGAGCCCAUUGAUGCCAACCUUUUCUGCACCUACAGGCACAGGUGUUUUGGCAAGUCCUGUUACUCAGCCAGCAACUUUUACACCACUUCUGGGCUCUGGGACUGGCAGUGGCUCUGCAAUUACUUUCCCAGAGGAGCGUGAAGACCCCAGAGUGGCUGACAUGCAGGGUGGAGCAUCUGCUGGAGGACUGUGGGGCUUUAUAAAGGGUGUUGCUGGAAAUCCUAUGGUAAAGUCUGUGCUUGAUAAAACCAAACACUCAGUAGAGACCAUGAUUACAACGCUGGAUCCUGGCAUGGCUCCUUACAUCAAAUCUGGAGGAGAGAUGGACAUAGUGGUUACCUCCAACAAAGAAGUAAAAGUGGCUGCCAUUCGAGAUGCUUUCCAGGAAGUCUUUGGAAUGGCUAUAGUUACUGGGGAAGCUGGACAGUCAAAUAUUGCACCACAACCUGUCGGCUAUGCAGCUGGAUUAAAAGGAGCACAGGAAAGGAUAGACAGCUUGCGUCGGACUGGAGUGAUACAUGAGAAACAGCCUGCUGUGUCUGUAGAAAAUUUCAUCGCAGAAUUGCUUCCUGACAAGUGGUUUGACAUUGGCUGUCUGAUAAUUGAAGAUCCAGUCCACGGGAUUCAUCUAGAAACUUUCACCCAAGCAACACCAGUGCCUUUACAAUAUGUUCAACAGGCUCAGAAUCUUACUCCUGAGGACUAUAACCUGAGGUGGUCUGGCCUAUUGGUGACGGUGGGGGAAGUGCUGGAGAAGACUUCGCUGAAUGUCAACAGGACCGAUUGGCAUGUGGCAUUCACUGGUAUGUCCCGUCGACAAAUGAUCUAUAGUGCAGCCAAGGAAAAUAACGUGAAGAGUGGUUCAGACUAUAGUGCUGAGACUCAUGUAAGCAUGUAUCAUUCCUCCUCAUGA
Molecule: messenger RNA, 1556 nt
Organism: Alligator sinensis (Chinese alligator)
Lineage: Eukaryota; Metazoa; Chordata; Crocodylia; Alligatoridae
Gene: PRRC1
Product: proline rich coiled-coil 1
Exons: 10
Coding region: 171-1556 (461 amino acids)
Biological process (GO): activation of protein kinase A activity
Cellular component (GO): cytoplasm
Molecular function (GO): protein kinase A regulatory subunit binding
Source: RefSeq, a predicted model, not a curated record